UCAAAGUAAACAUAACCUCACAACGAGGUGUUCGUAAUUAUCGAAUGAACCUUUUGCAAUACAUAUACAGAAAUUAUAUUCCGUGUAUGGACAACAUUGAUCUAGCACUAUACAGCAGUUAUGCCAGUUUUCCAGGAAUCAUGUGCCGAGCAAAUACAGGCGCAGACGAUAAUAAUUAUACAUCCAGGAUCGAUGAAUCUUCGCAUGGGUCGAGCCUCUGAUCUAAAUCCCAAUGUUCUCCUUAAUGCCGUCGCAAGGAAGAGGCUGCAAGGAGGAUUGGCAUAUAAAGAUCCCUUCUUUCCAUCUCAGGUUCCUAAAACCAAGGAGCUCACGCAAGCAAUGGAGGAAUCUCGUCUUCAAGUUUCUCACACUCUACAAUCCUGUCUGCAGUCUGACGGAAGAAGAAGAUACGCAACACCUCCACAGCAAAUAGCUGCUUUCAAUCGAAGAUCGAAUCCAGAAACCCUUUCACCGUCCGGCGGAGAAUGGAUAAAAACCGAUGAAGAAGUGGUUGUGGGUGAUGAUAUUCUAUCCCUCAAUCCAGAGGCAGAUUUCAAUAUUCAUUUCCCAUACAAGAGAGGGGAAUUGAAUGUUCACUCGGGACCCGGAGGAAGCCUUAGAGCUGUUUUAGCAAAUCUAAAGAUAAUCUGGGAACAUGUUUUAACAAAAAAAAUGAACGUCCCCUUGAAAGAUCUACGCCAUUAUCGAGCAGUGCUUGUUGUCCCCGAUAUUUACAACAGACAUUACUUGAAAGAGUUGACAACCCUUCUUUUGUGUGAAAUGGGCUUCGGAGGAUGUUUUCUGUUACAGGAUCACGUUGCAGCUACGUUUGGUGCUGGUUUAGGAUAUGCCUGCGUUGUUGAUGUUGGAGAUCAAAAAACGUCAGUUUCCUGUGUAGAAGAUGGAAUUUCUCACAGAAAUACGCGAGUACGGAUGGACUUUGGAGGCGCAGAUAUUACACAAACGUUUUUCUGGCUCUUACAAAAGUGUGCAUUUCCCUAUAAAACUUGCAAUGCAUCCAACAGGCUCGAUGCAUUGCUUCUAGACCAAUUGAAGAGGGAUUUUUGUCACGUCGAUUUGAAUGUCUGUGGAUCCCAAGAAAAGACAUUCAUUGUUCGACAACCUAAAAUCCCAACCGAGAAGUACACAUUGCAGGUUGGCGAUGAAUGCCUAGUGGCACCUCUGAGUUUAUUUCAACCAGAGUUGUUUAAAGUUACUGGAAUGCACACUGUCCAUACACAAAAACGCUCGAUGGGAGAUUCAGAAGAUCCACAUGAUGAAAAUUAUUUACGAGAGACAAGCAGACGUGGAGCAAAGGAGAAUUUGGAGCAGACAUUAGAAAUGCCCGAGGAAGUUGCUACGCCAGCUGUGACAGGCGAGGAAGAGGUCGUCGUUGAUGCCGUUGAUUCGGCGCCGAUUAGUUUGGGGAUUCGCGACUUAGAUACCCCACGAGAUUUCGUUGUUGGUCCCCAGCAACUUUUGGGGCUCGAUCAUGCUGUUCUACAAAGUAUCGAUCGAUGCCCAACUGAUGAUUUGAAACGUAAAAUGUACAGUUGCAUAUUGGUAGUUGGAUCUGGAAUGAAGUUCCAGGGAAUAGGAAUGUGGCUGCACAAUAGAAUAUCCUUGCAAAUUCCGUACAUGUACAGGGCUGAGCAACUCGACAUUAUAACACAACCCAAGGAAAUGGACCCAGGGAUGACAGCUUGGAAGGGUGCUGCGAUAUUGAGUUGUUUAGAAUCAGCACAAGAGUUGUGGAUUGGUCGUCAAGAAUGGGAGCAAAUUGGUGUCAGAAUUUUAAGAGAGAGAGCCCCAUUUAUGUGGUGAAAACUUGUAACUGACUGACAGAGUUCGUUCUGGU
This is a messenger RNA of Diprion similis, 1858 nucleotides long. RefSeq names its product actin-related protein 8 (gene Arp8). The record is from RefSeq and is a predicted model, not a curated record. The transcript is spliced from 8 exons. The coding region runs from base 121 to 1824 and encodes 567 amino acids. Gene Ontology annotation, cellular component: Ino80 complex. Lineage: Eukaryota; Metazoa; Arthropoda; Insecta; Hymenoptera; Diprionidae. Gene Ontology annotation, biological process: regulation of DNA-templated transcription; double-strand break repair.